AUGAAAGAGAGAAUAAGAGAAUACGUGAUUGAUUACUUUCUAACAAAAUGCCAAAGUUGUACAAAUAAGGGAAAGAUUCGCAACGGUCAACAGGUUGCUUGGUUUGAGUGCACAACAACUAUAGAUGAUGUUGUCAGUGGCUCAGCUUGGUAUUAUAUUUCCUGUGGUGUGUGCCAUACUAAGGCAGUCAAAGGACCAAAGUCUCUGAUGUGUAAGAAGUGUGGGAAAGCUGAGAUUGCCGGAGUACCAGAGUAUCUGACCAAGAUCUCUGUCUAUGAUAAAAGUGACCAGGCAAUUUUUGUCAUCCUUGGUGAUGCUGGGUUUGAAUUAACUGGGCAUCACGGAAGUCAAUUAGUGGCGAACCACUUUGAGAACAUUGGAGAUGAUGAAACCAUGCCGGUUCCACAAGCUCUAACUGACACCAUUGGACAAACACAUAAGUUCCUUGUGAAAGUCUCAAAGCAUAAUCUCCAAGGCUUAAUUCAAUCCAUUACUGUGACAAAGAUCCUCCCACCAGAAGUUCCAGAAGAUAAUGCCAAUGCACCAGAGCCUGCUGAAAUAUUGGAGCCAGUAAGUGAAGAAUGUGGUCCUACCAUGAGCAUUGGAGAUUCUUCAGGUGAGGGUAACAAAAGAUCCACCGACAGUGUUGAACCAGAAGCUUUUAAACGUGUUAGAAGUGGCUAG
Molecule: messenger RNA, 684 nt
Organism: Eruca vesicaria subsp. sativa (arugula)
Lineage: Eukaryota; Viridiplantae; Streptophyta; Magnoliopsida; Brassicales; Brassicaceae
Source: the annotation of a GenBank genome assembly